AAAGCGUGACUGGCAAGUAGAGAAAAUCAUGGAAAGAAGAACAUCAUCUUCAAGUCAUGUUGGUUUUCGUAUACCAAAGAAGAAAACAAACACCAAGUCAGAGGAUGUCCAAGUUCAGUCCCCUUUGGCAAGGCUCCCAGGCUCCCACCAUUGGGACUACCCUUUAAAAGAGUGGAAAUUAAGUGCCAACAACAGAGAGUCUUCCACGAAAGGAAAAAGGCAAAAGGACUGCAACAGACACAGCUCUAAUGAUGAAGAAUCAAUUGGGCAACCCAAAGUUAUCUUGACGAAUGUCCUGAGGAUGAAAAUAGGAAGAAAAUACACACAGGCGCAACCUAAAACUGGUGCUAAUUUUUCUGAUGCUGGCAAGCUGCAGUCAGAUCAACCGCCUUCAUCAUCUGCUGCCAGCCUAAAGAUAUGGCAAAUUUUAAACCCUACUCUCCAAAGCCUUUUUCUGUCUAAAAGGCAUCCCAAAGUUAUUUUGACGAAUGUCCUGAGGACGAAAAUUGGAAGAAAAUACAUAGACAGCCACGUAAUAAUUGGUGCAAAUUUAUCUGAUGCUGACAAAUUACAAUCGGGUCAACUACCCUCAUCAUCUGUUGCCAGCCUACAGACAUGUCAAAUAUUAAGUUCUCCUCAUGAAAGUUCUUUUCUGUCUGAAAGGUCUGAGCAUUGCCUGAGAAAGACAGAUGAUGAUCUGUGUAAAUUGACCAAGGCUUCUAAGGAACCAGAAAAAAAUAAUGUCUUCACUUUUAGAAGACGGGAGCUGCAGAAGAAAGAAAACAAGAACUAUGAUGAACUGGAAAAGAGGAGCAGAAACAUGAACAGCACCACUCUUAGUCAGAAGCAAUUGGGCUCUUUUGAUUCUGAGAAAAGGAAAAGAAGAUCUAGUGGCCAUAUUUCUGAUGAUUGUAAUGCACACAUUCCAGAAAAAUCACUUCUACUGUCUGAAGAGCAAAGAUUGAGUUUAACUCAGUCUCCUGGCCUCAGAACAUCCUGUGAGGAUGGACGAAGUCGCAGAUCUAAUACAAUUCUGGUGCCAGAUUGUAUUCUGCAGCCAUUAGAGAGAGGCUAUAAAGACAAUUCUACCCACAACCACUUAAGGCCUGCUCACAGCUGCACAGAGGAACCUGGCUCAGAGCGUCCUCCCAGAAAUUUGUCAGAGAAACAGCUUUCUGCCACCGGUGAGGAUGUGAUUUCACCACGAGUUAGUACCAUCAGGAAAUUAAAGACGGACACAUCACAGUACCUGAGCAAGCUGCGGAGCAGCAUCCGCAGGGGUAAUCGGCAACUUGUUUCAGUUGACCCAAUUGUCCUUUCCAGUGACGAUGAAGAUGGACCUUCUGAACCAAAACGCACAGAGCUGCUGCAGGAUAAUUUCACUGACAAUAAAGAAACAGACAAACAGUCUGACUUCUGUUUCUCAGCAAAGCAAUUGGAAGACAAGAUGGAAAGUCACACAGAGCAGUUUUUAACAGAGUCAAUUGAAGAUAAAUGUCCUGUCAGCUUACCUUCUGAAAGCACACCUAGAAAACAGAUGAACCCAGCAUUGGAUGUUGAAUUUGAUAGUGUAUACAUAGGGAAAUUUAAAUGGUUAUCAACAGGUCCUGCUAGGUUUACAACCAAGUAUAUUACAAUCCCAUUUCAGGUGGCUCUUAAUAAGAAUAUUAAGCUGACAGUGGAUACUCUGGAUCUGAGAAGGUUUGGCUUGUGGAGAAGUGAUGGUGGCUGUUCUUCAACAACGAUCAUUUUCCUUUGGUUGUCUGUGGAUUAUGUAGAAAAGAUUGAAACCCAAUUAGGAAAGUUAGUUAUCAGCAAGCCAUCCAAAUCUAGUGAAUUUGUAUUUCUUGAACUGUCCCAACCACUCACAGAAUGGGAAGAAGGCAGACUGACUGAAUUGAUUACAGAUGUGAGCAAGAAGAACAGAGCACCAGAUCUCCCUGACCUUUUGUCUUUGAAGCAAGCGUUACCCUUGUUUAAGGACCUUUGUCCUGAAGAGAGCUCUUUUAUGAGUUACAGUAAGGAUCUACUAAAGCAAUGUAUGUCAAAAGAGAAUACCUCAGAUGCUCAUGAGCCUGCAGUUCAGGAAUCAAAACGAAAAGUGGCCAGGCCCAGUUAUGCCCUUGCGAAUAAGCAGAAUAGUGGUUGCUAUUCUAUCUCUCUGUCCUCUGCACUGAAUGAAGAAUGGAAAGAAGUAAGAGAAACCGGAGCAGUUAAGAAUUUAAUUGUUUAUCCACCCCCACCUGCAAAAGGAGGACUGGGAGUCACAAGAGAAGACCUCGAGUGCUUAGAAUAUGGAGAGUUUCUCAAUGAUGUCAUCAUUGAUUUCUAUCUUAAAUACCUGUUGUUGGAGAAGGCACCAAAACAUCUUGCUGAUCGUACACACAUUUUUAGCAGUUUCUUCUAUAAGUGCCUGACCAGGACAGAAAAAAACUCUGAGGGGGAUCUCAAAGUUUCAGUGGCACAGAGAAGACACAGAAGAGUAAGAACAUGGACUCGUCAUAUAAACAUCUUCAGCAAAGAUUAUAUCUUUGUGCCUGUGAACGAGGAGUCUCAUUGGUACAUUGCAGUUAUCUGUUUUCCUUGGUUAGAAGAAGCUGUCUAUGAGGAGUGUCCCCAUCAAAAUUCAUUAUAUCACCAGCCUCAACAGUCUCCACUUUCGUCAGAGGGUGAGAACACUAGAACUGGUUCAGUGUUGGCCUUUCCUGGUAACUGCAAGGAUGAAGAAGAAAUGGAUGCUAACAGAAUUUUAUUCUCAAAAGGUGGCAAUGAAAUUGCUACUUCUGCUUCAGUCCUGGAUUCAGGUAUUUCUAAAAUCUCCCUAAGUAAUUCCAAAAGGCAGAUUUGUAAAAGGCCUUGUAUACUCAUCUUAGAUUCUUUGAAAGCUGGUUCUGUGCAGAAAACAGUUCAGGUUUUGAGAGAGUACCUUGAAGUGGAAUGGGAAGCUAAACGAAAAACACAUCGAGAAUUCAAUAAAUCAACUAUGAUCGACCUGUGUCCCAGAGUACCUAAACAAGAUAACAGCAGUGAUUGUGGGGUCUAUUUGCUGCAAUAUGUAGAAAGCUUCUUCCAGAAUCCCAUAGUUAACUUUGAACAGCCACUGCAUCUGGAGAAGUGGUUCCCUCGUCAGCUGAUCAGAAGCAAAAGAGAAGAAAUUCGAGACCUGAUCUUGCAACUGCACUUUCAACAGCAUAGUGGCAGCAGCAGCUAAUAAAUCUAAUAAGCCAGACCUGGCAAAGAACAUUGCUGUAUAAAGUAACUGGAACUCUGCUUAGCAGCGUUUGGGCUCUUUCUGCCUUGCAAGGAAGAAAAAACAAAAGAACCACAAGAAGUAUUUUGUUUGUUCAGUGUGUAUUUAUUUAAAGAAUUUUUUUCAUUUGGAUUGUGUGGUCAUAGAAUGCAGUUGGGGGGGGAAAGGAGAAGGUUGUAGAUAAAAGUGUAAAUAUGUAAGUUAAAGCUAAUACAUAUGGAUUGCUAAUUGAUUCUUUACUUGGAAUAUGAAAGCUGCGUACAGGUAUGUGCCACAAGGAUGUAAUAAUAUUUUCAUCUUUUGGAGCCUGUUCUUUACAAUUGUAUAUAAACAUGGAUGAUCAUGUAGGACUCAGGCCUGAAGACAGGAUUUUGAUCCUAUACUGUGUCUCUCUUGAUUUUGCAGCUCAUACAGAUAGAAUGAAUACUAUGUAUUGUUUUAAUUUAAGGAUCUAAUAUUGACUCUCUUUAGAGAUGUGUUUUUUGUUUUGCUUCUGAUUAUAUACAGAAGUUGUCUGCAUGUGUCAGAAAAUUCUGCCAAGACUUGAGGCUGCUGAGUUGGUUUUUUUUAUUUUUAUUUUUUUCCCUCCCUAGCAUUUUCAUCAUAAAAAUUUAUUGCCAUGAGUGGAAGACAUUUGCUUGAAAGUGACUGUUGAAAUCUCUUAAAGUCGAGAGUGGAUUUUUUUAAAGUAUUUUUGAAGAGUUUUUUUUCUUACCAGAUUUUAGAAGAAAUCUUGCUCUCAAAGUACGUGCCAAUACAACCCAUGUAGGCAGUAGAUUUUUUUAAUCCUAUUCACCUUAUUUUUGGGAGUUAUACCUGCAAAUCUUAUGGUAUCACUUGCAUUAGAAAGGCAAGUACUCUGCCUGUUGUGGCUCAACAACCUCAAAAGUUUGAGGUGUUUUACUGAAAAAUAAGGCCAUUUUCAUUCAAAAAGGUCAUUAUGUUACAUAUAAUAUGUCUUUAAGGUAUGUAAUUUACAUAUAAGACAAACAGGAUUUAUACUUUGCUCAGGACAAUUGAGUAAAGAUGCCCGAAUAUUUGAGUGUUUGAACUCAGACUUGAUUUGAUAAACUAGCACAAGUUUAUCAUUGUCUUAAUACAUAUUUAUGUAGUUUUUCCUCAAACAGUGAUCACAUAAAACUUCAAUAACAUUUUGACGUGUGCACACUUUUUUUCUGUAGUUACUGCACGAUAAAAGGUGACUGUUUUAAGAGGAUGCUUUCUCCUGUUCCCCACUGUAAGUAAACUUCAGUGUCAUCGCACCCUUCAGAAGGACCGUGUGUCAGAUAACCACCAAAACCACCUGUGUCAUAAACGUAUCUACAAAAUCGGAGCUCUUAAAGCUGCAAGUAGGUUAGAGAGUUAAAAUAAAAAUUGAGGGCAACCCAAAGAUGUGAACGUUUUUAUGGCAUUGCAGAAUUCUCAGGGCCCCUUCCCUCAAGACAGCUCUGAAACCUAGCAUUUGGAAAAUCCAGUUAUUACUUCAGGUUCUGUACAGUCAUCCAAAAAAAUCCCCCACCAUUGUUUCUCAAACCAGGAAGCAUUCUUUCUGGAGAAGAGAGACAAUUUUAAAACAAAGUAGUUUGCUGAGCGCAGUUACCUUCUGUAUAGCUGUGAGCAGCCUAGUGCAAUUACUUUGUGGUUUUUGUCUUUGUUUCUACUUUUAUUCUGUGGUUUGUCACUACCCCCCACCAACAUCUGUCCCCCUCAUCCCAGAGGUUUUGUGGCUUUCAUCACCUAAAUCACAUCAUCAGCAUUACUUACAGGGAUAAUCUGUGUAUUUAUUCUAAGACAGAUGAAAGAUAAAAUGCGAAAAUGUGUGCCCUUUUUGUACACCUUUUUAAUUGAUGCAUAUUUUCAAUGUUCCCUUAUGACAAAUAGUUUGGGCUUUUUCUUAUGUUAAAGUUAGUUUUUAUCAUAAAGUACUUUGUUCCUUUUUAGAUUGACUGGUUUAUAGAUAUUUAAAACCAAAAGUCGUGUAUAAACUUUUCUAAACUGGUUUUAUAACAUUAAAGGAUUGCCUUUGUAGAUUUGUUAGAUAUGUGCUAUGAGAAUGCCAAUACAUUUGAUAUUAAAAUUCUCUCCAG
Aptenodytes forsteri (emperor penguin) is the source of this 5337-nucleotide messenger RNA. It is a transcript of the gene SENP7, whose product is annotated as SUMO1/sentrin specific peptidase 7. Gene Ontology annotation, biological process: protein desumoylation. The record is from RefSeq and is a predicted model, not a curated record. Gene Ontology annotation, molecular function: SUMO-specific endopeptidase activity. Bases 29 to 3211 code for a protein of 1060 amino acids. The transcript is spliced from 24 exons. NCBI's taxonomy places the organism in Eukaryota, Metazoa, Chordata, Aves, Sphenisciformes, Spheniscidae. Gene Ontology annotation, cellular component: nucleus; cytoplasm.